Molecule: messenger RNA, 2873 nt
Organism: Clarias gariepinus (North African catfish)
Lineage: Eukaryota; Metazoa; Chordata; Actinopteri; Siluriformes; Clariidae
Product: cholesterol 7-desaturase nvd
Exons: 8
Coding region: 373-1761 (462 amino acids)
Biological process (GO): cholesterol metabolic process; chlorophyll biosynthetic process
Cellular component (GO): chloroplast
Molecular function (GO): chlorophyllide a oxygenase activity; 2 iron, 2 sulfur cluster binding
Source: RefSeq, a predicted model, not a curated record
UUACUUUUGUGCACAACCUUUAAUUCCUGCCACCACAUGCAGUUUCCUAUAAAUGCAUAGAGAAUAUUCACAAUUAAUGACACUGCUAUACAAGUACAGUAGUGUGCCUUUAUUUCUAAGUAUGCAUUUUAAGAUAAUUGCUGUUGUUUUCCUCUGGGCACACAAAUGAAUGUUGUAGUAACAGGAACAAUGGCGACCUUGAUGCAUGCAUCAAACACAACAACGUUCGCGUCUCACCUAGGUUACAUUCUAAUACAGUAUUGGGGAAAGGCGUGACGUCACGCCUUACAAAGAGAGGCACGAGCGUUUUGUCGGUAAUUGAUCGUUACGCCGGCGUGACAGCAGUGUGACAUGCACUGAUCGAGCUGCAUCAUGGAGGGUUCCGUGAGCUCACAACUCGUCAAGGUGCUCGCCGGGGUCGCGAUCGCCUUCACCGCCACCGUGCUGAUGCACGUGCGAGACCCGUCCGACGUGCUGUUGGACAGCGGGUACGGUUACCCCGAGCUGUGGCGGAAAACCGGCCUGGCCGGAGCUCCGGCGCGCGCCGCGGCGUGCAUCCUGGCGGGCGCGCUGCUCCUGGCGGCGGGCUGGCUCUACCGGCUCCUGUUCGCUCCCCUGGAGCUGCUGCGGAGUCCCGACGAUGUGGGAUACGUCGCGGAGGACGGGCGCUCCCGAGCGCGUGCCGCCAACGAGGUGCGGCGGAGGCGCAAGACCGGGGAACUGCCUCCGGUCUACCCGAACGGCUGGUACCGGAUCCUGGACUCGCACAUGCUGGAGCGGGGAGACGUCAAGAGCGUGACCGUGCUGGGUGAGCAGGUUGCUGUGUUUCGAGGUCAGGAUGGGAAGGUCUAUGUAAUGGAUGCCUACUGCCCCCACCUAGGGGCUAAUCUGGCUGUAGGAGGCAGAGUGGUGGGCAACUGUAUAGAAUGUCCCUUCCAUGGGUGGCAGUUUCGAGGAGAGGAUGGGAGGUGUGUCAAAAUCCCAUAUGCUGAAAAAGUACCAGAGUUUGCUAAGGUGCGCUGUUGGUUCAGCUGUGAGAUUAAUGAGCAGAUCUUGGUUUGGUUCCACUGUGAUGGAAAGGAACCAGGCUGGACGAUACCUGAGCAGAAAGAGAUCACCAACAAGGAGUGGGUUUACCGUGGACGCACAGAGCACUUUAUCAAUGCUCACAUAGAGGAGAUCCCAGAGAAUGCUGCAGAUAUUGCUCACCUGGCCCAUCUCCACACACCGGGUAUUGUGAGUGGCGUCGACCUUCGUUACACCAACAGUAAAACCUGGGAGUUCAUCCGCCAUGACUGGAAGGUGGAAUGGAAUCCAGAGCCAGAGCCGAAUAAGCACUGUUCUCAGAUGUUGGUCAAGCAUGCUCUCACUGUAUUUGGUAGACACUGGCCUCUAUUGGACCUGAACGUAGUGGCCAGACAGGUUGGCCCAGGUGUAGUAUUCCUGCUGUUUAAACACAGCUUCUUGGGCCAUGGUGUGAUCUUGCACUGUGUGACCCCAGUGGAGCCGCUGCUGCAGUGUGUGUCACACACCAUCUUCUACCAGAACAACAUUCCUCCACUGGUGCCAAAAUUCAUCCUGCGUGCAGAGUGUAUUCAGUUUGAGCGGGAUGUGAUGAUUUGGAACAAUAAGAAGUAUAUCUCUAAACCAUUGCUGGUGAAAGAGGACUCAGCCAUCCAAAAACACCGGCGCUGGUAUAGUCAAUUCUACAGCGAGAACAGCCCACGUCUGCGUUUCCAACACGACACGCUGGACUUCUGAUUAAAAAUAUGGCCUGGACUCAAGAUGUUGUGCAGUUGUUCGAAUGAUCAGGACAGGAUGUUUGCCAAGGAUCUGAUCAAUGAAAAAAAAAAUCCUUUUCCAGUCCUGAAACAUAUUGGUGGAUUAUAUUGAGUUGAGUUGAGUUGAGUUGAGUUGAGUUGAGUAAGAUAAGCCCCAAAAUAUUUACCUGUUCAACGAAUCAGGACUGAAAAAUCUCAAAAACCCUAAUGGUAGCAUUUUUUUUUAAGGACCAUGCUGUCUUUAUCGAAGUGCCUGAGAGAAUUAUGAAUCACUGAGCAAACUUUCUCUCUCUAUGAGAAUCGCUGUAGCUUGACUUUAUUGCGGUGCAAUCAGGGGAAAUCAACGCAUCACAACACAUCACAGACAGAAGAGCUCUUCCAGCUAAUGCAAGCAAUAACAGCAGACAGGACAGAAGACGAACUGAAGCCACAAGACCCAAUCAUUUCUACACUGUAAAUUAAGAGGAUGUCCUCUUAGUAUUACCGAAAUGCAGUUCAUGUAUUUGUGCACCGGUCUCCGUAAUUACAUAAAAAACCCAGCCACUCUGAUUUAAACAAGUAUGUAUCAUGAAUGAUUCAAUACAUACACCACUGCAUAGUAAGUAUCAUGCUACUUUCUAAUCUUUUUCUUUAUUAGUCGUGCACAAUUCUUUAGAAAUGAUAUCGAAGGUGGUGUGGUCUCUGUGUCUGUCUGGUAGAACUCUAUAUCACAUUAUAUAAGAUUUUUGGUGGCUUCAAAAAUAUCUGCAUUAUGCUGGAUAAGUAAUCCUGCAUCAACAUGUAUUACAGUAUCUCAGAAAGGAAGAUGAAUAAAUGUAUUUAAGGAAAUUUAUAUAUUUUAUUUAUUUAUAGGUUAUUUUAAUGUUGUUGAAUGUCUACGAAUCAAGUUACAAUUUAUGUAAUGAUAGAACACAAUUUGUUCUAAAGACUUAAACUCACGAAGUACUGACACUGGAGACUCCUUCCAAAAAAACAAACACCUAUAUGCGUAUAAGUACAUUAAUACUGUAUAAACCUGUGAUCUGCCUUUAUGAUGCUGCUUCUGCCAGCUUGGUGAAAAUAAAAGAUAACUAUUAGUCUAAUCAGAUUAAA